AUGGCCAGACUCGACCUCUCCGCCAACCUCUCCUCCCAGCCGAUCCCCAUCAUGCUCCGCAUCAACGCGCUCACCUCCACCCCCAUCCUCCUCAGCCCGAACGCUACAUACGCCACCAUCCUCGGCCAGCUUCAAAAGGAGGUUUACGCCCGCGCUCCCGAGAUCACAGAGGGCUUCUCCUUCGAUGGGCUGUACAUUGAAUGGGACCGCACUUCUGGCGCGAGCCUGACUUUUCCGCCCAGCUCGGCUUUGGACAGGGACAAUCUUGUGGCGACCUUGGGCUUGUUGAAGGCCAGGCCGGGUCGCGAUGUGCUGUGUUUGAAAGUCAGGGUUUCCACUCCGGAUGUGAAGCUGCAGCUUGUGUAA
Molecule: messenger RNA, 366 nt
Organism: Uncinocarpus reesii 1704
Lineage: Eukaryota; Fungi; Ascomycota; Eurotiomycetes; Onygenales; Onygenaceae
Exons: 1
Coding region: 1-366 (121 amino acids)
Source: RefSeq, a predicted model, not a curated record